Molecule: messenger RNA, 828 nt
Organism: Phoenix dactylifera (date palm)
Lineage: Eukaryota; Viridiplantae; Streptophyta; Magnoliopsida; Arecales; Arecaceae
Source: RefSeq, a predicted model, not a curated record
AUGGCUCCGGCGAUGGCAAGAAGGAUCUCGAUUCCUACACCAUUAAAGGCACCAACAAGGUCGUCAAAGGUACCUUCUCAUCAUCAUCGCCCCCCCUCCCUAACCCCCUCCAGAUUCAAGAAGCAGAACGGCUCUGGCGAUGAUGUCUUCGCCCGCCUCUUCGCCGCCUCCUUGGAUCCCGACUCCGCCCCCCUCUCCCCCGAACCGCGGAUCCUCAAGUCCCGCCUCGUCGCCGACGAGACCCUCUACGGCCUCUUCCUCCUGCGCUCCUCCCCGACCCUCGCCGGCUACGACUACGUGGUCGUCGACAUGGAGCACGGCUCUGGCGGCAUCGCCGAGGCCCUCCCCUGCCUCCGCGCCCUCGCCGCCGCCCGCACCCCGGCCAUCCUCCGCCUUCCGGAGCUCUCCGCCGCCUGCGCCAAGAAGGCCCUCGAUCUCGGCCCCCAGGGCCUCAUGUUCCCCAUGAUCGAGUCCCCCGGCGCCGCCGAGCUUGCCGUCUCAUUCUGCCGUUUCCCGCCGCACGGCGUCCGUGGGUCCACCCACACAGUGGUGCGCGCCUCUGCCUACGGCAUCGACGACGGCUACCUGGCGCGGGUUGACGAGGAGCUGCUGGUGAUGUGCCAGGUGGAGACGGCGGCGGGGGUGGCGGAGAUCGAGGUGAUCGCCGGCGUCGAGGGGGUCGACGUGGUGCAGAUGGAGCCGCUGGAUCUGAGCGCGAGCAUGGGAUAUCUGUGGGAUCCUAGGAACCGGAAGGUGAGGGAUGCGAUGAAGGAGGCGGAGAGGAAGGUGCUGGGGAAAAAUCCUAGGAACCGGAAGGCGAGGCCCUGA